Rotaria sp. Silwood1 is the source of this 4093-nucleotide messenger RNA. The record is from the annotation of a GenBank genome assembly. Lineage: Eukaryota; Metazoa; Rotifera; Eurotatoria; Philodinida; Philodinidae.
GAGGAAGCUGAAAAUUUCAGCAUUUAUAGUUCCUACUACAACGAUAUUAUUCAUAAAAAACAAUUUCGAAAGAUCAAUUAGUAUUACAGUUUUCUGAGGCUAACAAAAAUUGCACUCCUAGAAACUUCAGGUCUCCAUCGAUCUCCGUCCUGGUACAUGGACCCUUCAUGAAACUUUCAGGAUAGAUUGGCUACAUUGUCACUAGUAAAUAUCCAAAGUUUCAGCUCGUUUCACCGUGUCAGUUCCGAGAUAUCUCAAAUUUAAGGGCAAAAAACAGCACUUUUUCAGUGCAGAAUUUCUCCCACACCUUACAUGCAAAAUGACCCGGGUCGGUUUUAAAUUGUAGAAGACACCUGGAUUGAGCGCACUACGGUGUCCCUUCUUUUAUUUUCCCAUUAGUUGUUUAGUAAACGAAAAUAUACGGCAACAUGGGUAAGAGGGUGUGGGUGUGGGUGUGAGUGUGGGUAUGGGUGUGGGUGUGGGUGUGAGUGUGGGUAUGGGUGUGGGUGUGGGGGGUUGGUGUGGGUGUGUGGGGGGGGGGGGGGGGGGGGGGGGGGGGGGAUGGGGGGGGGGGGGUAUAAAAACAAAAGGCUCACGCACACCCACCCACACUCACACCCACACCCACACCCACACCCACACCCACACCCACCCACACGCACACGCACACCCACACCCACACCCACACCCGCACCCACCCAAAGCUGGACCGACUCAUAUAUGUUUCAAAUAUUUUUAAGAAUUAUUUUUCAUCAAAAAAUUCAUCCGUCUCUCUCUUAGAGGACUGUCAAAAAAUGGUAUCUCUAAAAAUGAUGUUUUUAUAGUCUAGCUUUCUGCGGCUUUGCUUCCACUGUGAUUUUCGAAUCUUCCCAGGUCGAUGAUUCCGGACAACAGAUCCUGCAGGAACCGCCAGCAAAAUGCAAGAAAAUUCACCAUAGCCUGCAGGAAAACAUCGGAAUUCGUUGGAACAUGGUUGCAGUAUUCCGAUCUGAAACUUUUCGGAAUUUUUCCGAUGAUUUUCCAUCAACUUCCUUCCGUUUCCUGCAGGAAGUUCGUGGGAAGUCACCGGAAAAAAAUCCGAAAAUUUUCCGACCGGAGUACUGCCACCCUGUUCCAUCGAAUUUGGAUAUAUUCCGGCCGGAACCGGCCCGUAUUUUCCGACAUGGGUCGGACGCUUCAUUUCACAAGACAAAUACCAUUUUGAGAGACACCAUUUUCUGAUGGUUUUCUGCGGGAGAAUGAAUAGGGGUGAAUUUUUUGACGACAAAAAAAUUCUUAGAAAUAUUUGAAACAAUUAUGAAACGGUCCAGCUUUUAAUGCUGAUUCCAAAUAUGAUACUAGUUUUGACAUAGUCUGAAGUUUUUUCGAUGAGAAAUGGCUAAAUAUUAGUUGUAAAAGUACAAAAACUGGACUCACAGCACAAUGUGAUUAGGAAUUACCUCAGUGGUUAGUGUAUUUAGUGUUUUGGAAACAUACAGUUUGGUAGCUUUUGAAAACAACCAUGAAAUGAGCAAUACCAAUAGUUUGAAUAUUUAAAUUUUCUCUUUAAAAUAUUUGUAAGAAUAUAAAAGAAAAUGAUAAAUAUAGGACUUAUAUCAAUAGUGCUCGCCAGUAUCUUAGACCUACAUGUCACAGAAUUAACUAAUCAGUCGAUAAUUCAUAUAUGGGAUUGAACUGUCAUCAAAGGGUGGGAGUCAGGGUAAGAAAGUUUGCCUCUUCGUCCACACCCAGACCCACACCGCACACCCACACAUCCAUCCACCCACAUCAACCCUCCUGCGUCAAAAAAAAGAUCGUCCUGUUCCUGCAUAUGCAGGACUAAUGUACAAGAAAAUAGCUAACUUGCAGGGCAGAUCCCACGACGUUCUCUGAAAUAUAUAGUUUACAAGUUCAUAUUCUCUGAGUUAAUUAUGUUUUGAUGUUUAUUUUCUUUUGUUUCAUUAAAAGAUAUUCUGUGGAGAUAAAAAAUAAUGUUAUUGAUAAUCUGGUUGACAACAAUGUACAUUGAACAAAAAUCUUUCAGGAUUUUUUCGAAUUUCGAAAAUGAAAUUUUGGAAUUUUCCGACUUUUGACAUUUGAAUUUUGGAUUUUUUAUCCUCACAUCUGGUAACUCUGCUUCAGAACUAUCUUAUCCUAAGACUGAGUCCACCGUGAUAAGAUCGAUUAUUGAAUUAGUGACUAAAAAUUAGUUACUUCAUUAACAGCUUGUAGCUUCGAAAAUUCGAUAAAAAUCUCAUAAAACUAGUGUUAAAAUGUCAGUCUCAACAUGUUCUUUCCAUUGAUAUAUGAUUCAAUGGGGUUGAAUCAGCAAAGUACUAGUGAGCCGAUUUGACUUCUUAUACGCCUUCGUCCUUUGUGUGUAACAUUAGAAUUGUUUACAGAGACUUGUAUCAACUACACUUAUCGGGUUCUGCAACAAUUGGCGAAGAGCAAGAAUUCCAUUUUUAAACUAGGCCUAACACAGAUACGUUUCGAAGUCGAUUGUCUAUAGAAGCCGUUUGAAAGUGGUGUCAUCUAAAAACGACUAUUGUUAACUUCUAUCUUCAUGCUCAUCAUCUGGUGCCAUCAUUUGACCAAUACUUUUUCUCAUAUAAAGAAGUUUUGAGGUUACACGGACUGAGGUCACAAGGCUUUUUUAUUUGUUCAAUAGAUUUUUUCGUACAAACCGUUCAAAAGAAGUAUCAAAGACUAGAAGUUUCACGUAGAGAAGAAUCUAGAUCGAUCUUGUCACUCAGUUCCUUAUAUUUCGACGAUUUUCUGAUCUGUUACCGAUGAAAUACGCCGAAACAGAAUGGAAUCAACUAGUUCCCAAGGAGGAGAAUGAUCUGGAAAAAAAUCGAUUAAAUAAACUAAAUAUUUCGUCUCGUUGGAUUGCAACUUGAUUUAGCAAGAGCCAUCAUGAUUUGCUAUAAGUGAACAAUUGCCAUCCUCUGACUUGAAAUACUUCAGAAUAUACUUACUGGCAAUGAUAAAAUGAGUUGAAGGGGAAGAAGAGGAUUUUUCGUUAUCAGUGGUCAUCUAUCACUAAGAGAAAAAUUACUUCUACCAUAGCGCUGAAAUCUUUUUUACUUUAUCAGUUUUAUCGUUUUAAAAUAUCUUAUGGAAAAAAAUACACUACUAAUCAUCCCGAUUCUUCUUCCUUAUUGCUACCUCGCUCCACUUUCUGACUGACUCCUUCCUUCUCCUUUGGUGGUGACGUCAUUUCCACGUAGUUAAUCACUCUCAUGUAAUAAUUGUUAUAGAUUUCUGUCGCAGUAACAUUAAAAUUAUCAGUAUAAAAGUUACAAAACUGAUUUUAUUGGACAUGGCGUCGUCAGUGGAAGAAUUAAAUUUGAAGUCGUCACUUCACAAUGAAUUCAUAUGAGAAUGUCAAAGUAAUAUUGAUCUAUGGGAUGCAAUGCAAAUCGCCGAAUAGACACCUUAUUCUAAUGCUAUAUCGUCAGACAUUGAAGAAGCUUAUAAACGCGGUUUGAAACAGAUAUUUGUUGACGAAAAUUAUCGUAUUGAUUUGAAACACUAUGUACAAGAGCUCAUCAACAAUCCACACCAACAACGACCCGUUCGACGACGACGAUGUCGUCUUCCUUCAAAUAUUGUCAUCGAAGGUGAAACGGAAGAUGAAUCAUCACGUCGUGAACGAUUUUCAUCUCCUUUAGGAUUAGUUUUGAGCCGCAAUGCAACAGAAGAUACAACUUAUUAUGGUUCACCAUUUAUUCACGUUUGCGAAAUUCAAUUGAUGACUCUCUAUCGUGGCGAUCGUAAUUCUGACAACGCUGUAGAAGAAUAUCGACGAGCAGCUGGAGACUGUUCCAAACAGUUUAAAUGGCUUCCAUUCGUUUCCACUUCAUAUGACCGAGCUGUAGCUGAAAAAUUCGCAGUUGAUGUUUUGUAUGUAAUUGAAAUGCGAUCUUAUUCGUCGAACGAAGAUCAAUUUACAGAUCUGACAACCCUCAGUAAUUAUUCUGACGAAAAAGAAGUUUUAUUACUACCAGGAGUGCAAUUUCAAGUAAACAAAUUAGAAUUUGAUAAUGAAAAUGGACUACAUUUGGUCUAUAUUAAAAUUAAUUCAUCGUACGUAUCCAGCUUGAAAUGA